Molecule: messenger RNA, 1140 nt
Organism: Sphaeramia orbicularis (orbiculate cardinalfish)
Lineage: Eukaryota; Metazoa; Chordata; Actinopteri; Kurtiformes; Apogonidae
Product: sorting nexin-16-like
Exons: 6
Coding region: 1-999 (332 amino acids)
Biological process (GO): early endosome to late endosome transport; protein targeting to lysosome; endosome to lysosome transport
Cellular component (GO): late endosome; early endosome
Molecular function (GO): phosphatidylinositol binding
Source: RefSeq, a predicted model, not a curated record
AUGGAGGAGGGAAGAAACAUGAUCACCAGGAGUCGUUUGUCGGCUACUCCACUGUGUGUUUGUGUCCCUCAGCUCGACUUCAUUUAUUCUCCCUGCUUGCCAACACCAUCACCAAGACCUCCACAGAUGGUCUCCACCUUUGUUCCAGUCCCCUUCCCAGUGGAUUUGACAGGAGAGUGCAUGUCCUGGAUCAAGAGGGCGUGUGCAAGAUAUUCUUCUCUUUCUUCACUCAUCAAAUUUGAGCUUUCACCUGCUGACAAAUGCAAACCCUGGGAGGACAGAGUUGAAGAGUGUUGGAGUAAACCCACAGCGUGUUUGUGGGAUAAUUCAUCCAUGGUGCUGCAGGAAAGGAGCUUCAGGGACAGCUGGGUGGAGAGCCGCAUCGCCCCAACACUGAUGGGCUAUGAAAUCCUGGAGGAGAGGACGAAGUUCACGGUUUACAAGAUCCUGGUGACAGGGAGUCAAGGAGACCGCUGGGUAAUUUUCAGAAGAUACACAGACUUCACCAAACUCAAUGAUAAGCUUAGGGAGCUGUUUCCCAGCGUUUGUCUCACUCUGCCUCCUAAACGCUGGUUUAAAAACAACUAUGAUGAAGAGUUUCUGGAAGCGAGGCAGACUGGGCUGCAGACAUUCCUGCAGAACCUGACACUGGACAAAGACAUCAUUAACAGUGAAGCGGUGAAACACUUCCUGUGUUUAUUUGACCCUCCAGAUCCGUUCGAUAGUCUGGAUGAAAGCAGGGCAUUUUGUGAGACACUGGAGGAAACUAACCACUGUCUUCAAAGGGAACUGGUGGAAAAACAGCGAGAGGUUGACAGUUUGAAGGAGAUGAUAGAGCAGAGACAAAAGCACAUGGAGCAACUGAUGGAGAAAGUCCAGUCUAUGGCUCUGUCUUGGGAAAGUGACGACAGUGUGAGAUGUCACCACAAAUACACAGAAGACGCUGAUGAGAAAGUAUAUAAACAAAAAAAACCAAUAAUUAGACAAUUAAUGGUGUGAAAUGAAAAGUAAAAUAUUCAUCACUGGUAAAUUCAUGUCUUAAACUGUGAGCUUUGUUAUGUAUGUGUCUGUACAUGUGUUUGAAGGGGGUUAUAUAUUUUUCUAUGUAAGUAUAUUAUGUCUGGCUGUAUAUAAAUUCAA